AACAAUUUGUAGUUGAAAAGUAUCAAGUAAGUAAUAAAUGGAUGUCGUGUCUAUCUAGAAAUCUGAAACUUGAAGCUUUAUCUAUGGUAUUUAUCCUAAUGACGUUAGCACAACAGAGCAUAAUUGGUAGCAACAAAAUCCUGCUUCCUCCAUUCCUUCCUUAUGCAUAUUGCAUCACUACAUCUUUCACGAGCUUGAUUUCUUUGUCCUACAUUAAUUGACGACUGCAGAUGUAUUCACUGAUAAUUGUAUCGAUUGUUAUCGCGAUUUGUUUGGGCAGUUCUCUAUGUAAAGGUUCGAGGAUUAGGAGGGACGGGAAGUCUUUGAGGUGAGUGGGACACAAAAUAGAACACGAAUAUGCCACGAAAUCACGAGAUCUUGCGUGGGAUUCUAAUAAUAUUUCCUUCGGGGCACAUUACAUGACUCCAAGAUUUUGCACGAGUGUGCAUUCAUUUGCUCUAUCGAUAUUCCAUACCUUCUUGGAUGUAUAUAUGCAUGAUACACAUCUCUUCUCUGUUGCGGAGUACAGCAAUCUCAUUCUGAACUAACCACCCAUCCAGACGACCACCAAAUACAUUACCACUAGUAGGAAAUGGUAUUCUCUUCCUUCAAGCUCGUCACAGGUUAUUUUCCUGGUUCGUGAAAUGCGAACGAAAAUUUGGAUUCGAGACAUUUGAGAUUUCAGUCCCAUCAUUACCACCUGGUGUGGUAAUAAAUGAUCCAAAGAAUCUCGAGUAUGUAUUGAAGAAUGAGGGCAUCUUCGCCAAAGGGGAUUUUUUUAAGAGAAGGUCUUGGGAUUUAUUUGGUGGGGAAUUUAUUAAUACAUUUCCUUUCGUGUGGAGAUACUAAGAGUGCUAGGAAAUGGUAUCAUCAAUGCUGAUGGAGAUUUAUGGAAAGUGCAGCGAAAAGCUGGCUUGAAUUUCCUCAAUGUUGCAAAUUCGAAAGUUCUUACUGAUGUUGCACUUCCACGGUAUCUUGGAGAGACUUUGGAGCACCUCAAAUUGGAAAAAGGCAAGGUCGUUGAUUUGGGAGCUGUGUUUCAUGAAUUGACUACGAAACUUAUGGGCAGGAUGGCAUAUGAUGUAAGGAUUUUAAUUCUCAAAAAUUCGUCAAGAUAUCUCCACUAAAGGUUGUUAGAUGGAUAUGCGUUCUGGUGAUCCAUUCUCAUUAGCGUUUGAGUACGCAUCUGGAGCUACUGGUGAGAGGUUUCAAAACCCUCUUUGGCCGAUCACCGAAAUGAUAUUUGGUGGUCGUUUAAGAUCAUCAAUAGCAAAGGUUAAAGCAUUUGGUGCUGAAAUCGUGUCGAAUGCUGUCAAGACUCGACAAGAACAAAAGGAAAAGGGUAUCGAAAGUAGCUCCUUGGAUUCUAUAUCUGGUAGCUUGAUCAAGUCUCUACUGGACUCAAUUGAUGAUCAUCAAAUGGUAGCCGACGCAGCUCUGAAUUAUCUUUCCGCUGGUAGGUUUUGCAUUCAAUGAACUAUUUGCUUGAUCAUGAGCUAAGAAUUUCAGGUCGUGAUACUACUGCACAAGCAUUGACUUGGGCCUUUUAUCUUCUCAUGCGUCAUCCAAAAGUCAUGGACAAAGUACGGCAAGAAAUAGUAUCUCCGAAUAACGACGAUCCACAUAGAGACUCAACAUCAUACAAACCCACAGCCGUUCCAUAUAUCAUGGCUGUAUUCUAUGAAACCUUAAGACUUUACCCACCGGUACCUUUUGAGAUCAAGCAAUGUGAGCAAUCAACCACAUUACCUGAUGGAACAUUUCUUCCAAAACACGCUGUACUUCUUUGGUGUCCCUGGGCAAUGAACAGAUCCAAAUCAACUUGGGGUGAGGAUGCCGAUGAUUUUAGACCCGAGAGGUGGCUAGAAGAUGGAGUACUGAUUUCAAAGACUGCUUUUGAGUAUCCAGUAUUCAAUGGAGGACCACGUACUUGUCUAGGAAAGAAGAUGGCAGAAAUUGUGGCUGCACAAGUGAUUGCAACUUUAGUGGUCAAUUUUGACUUGACUCCCAUUGAUCAGAAAGAAAGGAUUAGCAAGAAUAGUCUUACUUUACCUAUGGAGGGUGGUUUGCCAUGUAGAGUGAGUGACUACCUUAACUCUGCAUGAAUCACGGUUCCUGUUACAUGUUCUUGGAGGGUCUUUUUUGAGCGAAUAGGGUUGCAGAGGUUAACAUUGGCGAUUUUAAUAACUAGCCAGAUUCAAUAAUGGAUCAUAAACAUCCCAUUUCGAGCUGAUUGAUCGUUUCUGUGUUUGAAACUAUUUUAUUCAAUU
Messenger RNA from Sclerotinia trifoliorum, 2270 nucleotides. NCBI's taxonomy places the organism in Eukaryota, Fungi, Ascomycota, Leotiomycetes, Helotiales, Sclerotiniaceae. The record is from the annotation of a GenBank genome assembly.